Molecule: messenger RNA, 1176 nt
Organism: Cutaneotrichosporon oleaginosum
Lineage: Eukaryota; Fungi; Basidiomycota; Tremellomycetes; Trichosporonales; Trichosporonaceae
Source: RefSeq, a predicted model, not a curated record
GGACAUCUCGCGCUAUCCCGACCCCGUCCACUCCGUGCGGCGCAAGCUGCGCAUCGACGGCGAGCGCAUGCAGGGCAAGUGGGACCUGGGGGACAUGCAGAUCGAGGGGAAUGAAGGGGGCAUUGUGGGUGGCCACGGGCGGGCGUGAGCGUCGCGUGCGGCGUGCAUCGACGUGCACCACCGCCCACUCGCAUCUGGGCCAGCCACGGCUGACCCCAGAUCCCGACGCACCAUCUGGGCUGGCUGCCCUCAAUGCCUGCCGACGCGCCGAUUGAGGACAUCCGCGCCGCGUACGAGCGCGACGGCGUAGUCCACCUUCGGGGACUCUUGCCUGUUGAAGAGGUUAUGGCUGUGCGGCGCAAGUUCUUCGAGAGCGUGGCCCACACCGGCGUGCUCAAGGAAGGAACAGACCCCGUCGAGGGUAUCUACUCUGGUCUUGACCGCCAGGACCCCUCGCUGGCGCGCGAGCACCGCCUCGAGUCAGACGACCUCCUUCUCAACCACCGCACCCAGGCCAACCAUGAGAAGUACCUGUGCGACUUCGCGGACCACCCACUCAUCAUGGGAAUGGCGGCACGCAUCAAAAGUGGGUGGAAGAAGCCGUUCCGCUUCCGCAUGCAGCUUCUGCGCACCAACAUCCCACACGCGUACCGCUGCGCGACACGCGUGCACUAUGAUCAGAUGUACCUUCGUGGGAUGGAGCCGGACGCGCUCACGGCAUGGGUGCCGAUCGGGGACAUCUCGCCCGUCGGCGGCGGGCUCAUGUAUCUGGAGGACAGCGUCAAGCUCGGCGAGGAGAUUGAGGAUGGCUUCAUCCAGUGGAACAAGGACCUGCCUGACGACGAACAGAUUGAUGCGUUCAACAUCAACAUGCUCCAGGGAGGCGGCCUCACCCGUGACUGCCGCGCGUUCGCGGAGCAGACGCGCCGUCGCUGGCUCAUCGCUGAUUACCGCGCCGGCGAUGUCGUCUUCCAUCACUGCUGCAUGGUACACUGCAGUGCAAACAACGAGGACCCCGACGAGCGGAUCCGCUUCGCGACCGACGUCCGCUUUGCCGACAAGGAGGCCAAGUUCGAAGACCGGUGGUGGUAGACCCACCCAUUUAUACAGUGGUAGAUGGUCGUAGAUUAAUCAGAAGUAUGCUUGAGUCAGUAACGAAUGAAUUUAUUGGCCCAA